GGAUUCUCCAGUCGGAACGGGUUACAGUUAUGUGGACGAUAUAAAUUCAUUGGUGAAUUUAACAGAUGUGGAUGCAGGAAAUGAUUUAACUACACUUUUGAUAAAUCUUUUAUAUAAUAAUACAAGAUUACAGAAAAGCCCUUUAUACAUAGUAGCAGAGUCUUAUGGAGGAAAGUUUGCCGUCACUCUUGGAAGUAAAACUGAAUCUCACACUUGGGGGGGUGGCAUUAGGUGAUAGUUGGAUCUCACCUAUAGAUUAUGUGCUUUCUUGGGGACCAUUACUAUAUGAUGUGUCAAGACUUGAUGAAAAUGGCCUCGAAGAGGCGAACAGCAUAGCGAUGCAAAUUCAGGACAAAUUAGAUUUGGGGCAGUUUGAAAAUGCAACUGACCUAUGGUCGCAAUUGGAAGGCAAUAUAAGCACUUCUAGCAAUUAUGUGAAUUUCUACAAUUUUUUGCUCGAUGAUAAUAUAGACCCUUUAUCCCCUACGGCUUCUGAAGUAUCACAAGGUUUGACCAUGAAGCGAUACGCAUCUUAUCUAUCUUCUUUGAAGGCUUCACCAGGUGGUGAAGAUCAGCUUGACACCUUGAUGAAUGGAGCUAUCAAGGAUAAGUUUAAGAUUAUUCCAAAAAAUGUUAAGUGGGGAGGACAGUCCCUUAACGUUGUUGACGCAUUUAAGGGUGAUUUUAUGAGACCACGGAUUAAUGAGGUUGAUAAACUAUUGAAUAACGGUAUCCAAGUGACUAUCUACAAUGGACAAGUUGACCUCAUUUGUGCCACAAAGGGAACUGAAGCAUGGGUACAAAAGCUCAAGUGGAAUGGACUAAAGAUGUUCAACCGUAUGGAUAGAAUUCCUCUGUAUUGUGGAGAUACGAAAACAAGGGGUUUCUUAAAGGCAUACAAAAAUUUACGGUUUUACUGGAUUCUUGAAGCUGGUCACUUUGUGCCGGUGGAAGAGCCGUGUCUAGCAUUGGAGAUGGUUGGUAACAUCACCAACUCGCCUGCUACUUGAGGGAAAAACUAUCCUUGUUUUUUGGAGGUUUCACGUCAAACCGCGGCUAAAAUCAGCAUUUUGCUUUGUAAAACGAUAGCGGUUUGGCCUAAACCGCCAAUAUCCGAUUUAAAAUGAUAUCUACCUAUUGAAAUGAUAUAUAUCCAUCUAGCUGGUGGAUAGGGAUAUUUGAGUUUGUAUUUGAAAUAUAUAUGUGUGUGAGAGAGAGAACUACAUCCAAU
Messenger RNA from Cuscuta europaea, 1231 nucleotides. Lineage: Eukaryota; Viridiplantae; Streptophyta; Magnoliopsida; Solanales; Convolvulaceae. The record is from the annotation of a GenBank genome assembly.